GCCACUAAUCCAAAACAAGGUUUUAAAAAAUUGUGGUGCUUAAAUAGAGGGCCCUGAUAGUAGGCCUACUUUGUCCACUUUGGCACGGCUCUGAGAGUAUCACCACCACCAGCCACAUAUCAAGUCAUGGGCAAUAGCAAGAGCUGUGCUCUCUCCAAGGAGGUGCUGGAGGAACUGAAGCUGAACACCAGGUACACGAAGGAGCAGCUGCACACCUGGUACCAGACCUUCCUGCGGGAGUGUCCCACGGGCCGCAUCAGCCAGCAGCAGUUCGAGAGCAUCUACGCCAGCUUCUUCCCGGACGCCGACCCCAAGGCUUACGCCCAGCACGUCUUCCGCAGCUUCGACCAGAACAGCGACGGCACGCUGGACUUCAAGGAGUACAUCGUGGCACUGCACCUCACCUCCUCAGGGAAGACCAUGGAGAAGCUGGAGUGGGCUUUCGCCCUCUACGACCUGGACGGCAACGGCAGCAUUACCAAAAACGAGAUCCAGGAGAUCGUCAGGUCAAUAUUCAAUAUGAUCUCUAAAGAAGCACAGAAAAAUCUCCCUCAGGAUGAAAAUACCCCUGAAAAGAGAGCAGAUAAAAUCUGGGACUUCUUUGGGAAGAAAGAGAAUGAUAAGAUAACGGAGGGUGAGUUCAUUCAAGGGAUUAUGGACAACAAGAACAUCCUAAGACUGAUCCAGUUCGACGAACCGCAGAAGGUCCAGGAGAGGUUAAAGGAGAAGAAACACUAGAGUUGUUCACCAGUAGAGAUCACCAGUAUUCAUCCAUCAUGCUAUUCAAAGCUUGUCGGCCUCACCAUUUUUAGGAGACAGAUGGAGACAUUGACAUAAGUAUUUUAUUCAUAUUCAUUUAUUAUUUAUUUUAUUAUCAAACAUCAUUCAAUUUUUUCCUUCAGGUUUACUAUCAACUCCCCUUCUGAAUUGGACAUCUUAAUAGCUCAAGCAUGCAGAGUUCUAAUAGUGUUAUAGAGGUCUUUUUCUUUUAUUAAAACAUGUAAUGUAUUUUACAACAAAGAUAGAAAAGUAUAUUCUUAGACAGUUGAAAAAUAACUUUUGAAAUAUGUAUCAUUUCUGUACAGUUGUCAUAAUCAUUAGCAGUCAUAGACAUAACCAUUUAUAGUAUACUCAUAUUAAUAUGAAUAUUCCAUAAUUUUAUUUUUUGCAGACAAGAACAGUAUUUUUCUUAGAACACAAAUCACCUACACAAAUGCUUCCGAUGUCCCGAUCAAUAUUUUUCUCACAAUAAACUCUUUUGUAUCCAGCUUACACAAUAUAUUAUUACUGUAACACUACAUCACAUCUGUACACAGAUCAAUAUAAAAACCUAUACAUCUUAUUAUCAAUAUGGCAGUCAUCACGUACACAAUUAUUCCUUCUUGAACAAACUCCAUUAUUUAUCUUGGGUGAACCCAGACAAACCUGUUGGCAAAUUUUUGCAAGUCCGUCUGGAAAGGAUUACAUUGACGCCUGUAACUUCCUGGGGCAUAACCAGCAGUGAAAUUAAACUUAGAUUUGUGCAUUAAAGUUACCAAAUUGUUUCAAAGUGCAGCAAGCAUAUAAUUAUUGUAAACAAAUGUUUUAAAUGCAGUUGUUUACUGAAUUCCAAAGAAAAUACACGUUCCUGGUUUUUUGGUGAUUUGGAAAUGGAAAUCAAUGGGCUCCUUUCCAGACCCGCAGAGCAAAUUAAAAUUUGUUAACUGGAUUGUCUUGGUUCACUCAGGCUAUCCAAUUCUAGUCAUGGUAGUUGCAACCCCAUAUCCUUAUCACUGAAUAGGGGUCAGUGGUUGUUUCAUAUAUAAUCCAUAUUAUCUAUAACUUGUAAUAUGGUAAUAAUAAUGAACAGCACUGAACUAGCUGCUUGACUAUAUUUACAUCCAGGGCAGCAAUGCAAUAUAAUACGAUUUUAUUCAAGAAUUACUAUUAUUUACAGUACAUUAAUCACAAGUCAAAGACUAGGAAUAUCCUUGUCUGUCUAUAGGUAGUCAUUGUAUGCUAAAAUGGCAUACAAUCCAUAGUAAGUAUUAAGUUGCUUUAGAAGAAAUGCACAAAAAGGGAUUUCCCAAAAAGCAUUUAGGACAGCAAACCUUCAGUUCUCGUUUCUGUGACUAUGGCACUCUGAUUCAUUUCAAAGGGAUGAAUAUCUAUCAAAGAAUGACAUUUAUUUUGAAAUACCCAUGUGUGCAUCUCAUU
This is a messenger RNA of Alosa alosa (allis shad), 2196 nucleotides long. It is a transcript of the gene rcvrnb, whose product is annotated as recoverin b. The transcript has 3 exons. The record is from RefSeq and is a predicted model, not a curated record. NCBI's taxonomy places the organism in Eukaryota, Metazoa, Chordata, Actinopteri, Clupeiformes, Clupeidae. Bases 127 to 738 code for a protein of 203 amino acids. Gene Ontology annotation, molecular function: calcium ion binding.